UUUGCUUGAAAAAUGGGAAUGUAUAUGUGAGGUUUACGUUGUCUUUUACGAAAUAAUGGUUUAUUAGAUACAAAAUAAUGGAUUCGAUAGAAAACUUAGAUGAUAAAGAUAGUGGGCCAGAUGUUCAGCUAAAUUUUCCAAGCUCUGUAAUGAGCAGAAUUGAAGAAUUGAUGGGUGGAACUGAGCAAUUCGACAAUGAUGAAUUCGAUGCUGUGGCUUAUAUCAAUAGAGUUUUUCCUACGGAGCAAUCACUAUCGGGAGUAGAGUCUGCUGCAUCUCGAUGUGAAUACAAACUAGCAAGCGUUAGACAUGACAUACAGAGGCUAGUCCGAGCUCAACACGACCAAAGGAUUGCUGGACAACAAGCACUUUUGGAGGCCCAACAGUGUAUUGCUGAGUUGGCAUUGCAGGUAGCUGACAUAAAUAAGAAGGCAGAACGUAGCGAGAGUAUGGUUCGCGAGAUUACAGCAGAAAUCAAACAGCUGGACUGUGCAAAAUGGAAUCUCACGGCUGCAAUUACUGCACUCAAUCAUCUUCACAUGUUGGCUGGAGGUGUGGCCACAUUGCGAGACCUAGCACAGAGGAGACAGUAUAAAGAGCUAGUGUUGCCACUCCAGGCUAUAAUGGAGGUCCUGGAGCAAGUUGAGUCUUACCGUGACAUUCGAGAGCUGAGUGUUCUAAGGGAUGAAGUGCAUGCCAUCAGGGUGCAACUGGCAGAACAGAUACUAACUGAUUUCAAGGAAGCACUCACAGGUGGCAGUAAAAGUGGCGUAUCCCAGAGGACAUUGGCGGAGGCGUGUGGUGUAGUGGAUGCACUUGAACCAAAGGUCAAACAAGAUUUAAUCAAGUGGUUCGUCAAUCUACAACUACAAGAGUACAUACACCUGUUCAGUGCGGAGCAGGAGGGCGCGUGGGUCGGUCACGUGGAGCGGCGGUACGCGUGGCUCAAGCGCCAUCUCCUGGCGUUCGAGGACACACUCGCCAAUAUAUUCCCGCCCGCCUGGAGGCUCAGCGAGACUAUCGCUUCGGAGUUUUGCAAGGUGACCCGUAAAGAUCUGAGCGAGCUGAUGGCAGCGCGACGUAAUGAACUAGACGUCAAGUUGCUGCUGUACGCUAUACAGAAGACAUACAACUUCGAGUUACUACUGCACAAACGUUUUGUAGGUACGGAGUUAGGAGCCGAAGGUUCAGAGUCAUCAGUGAAGCCGAUGUCUUUAGAGGAAGAUGGAAAAGAGAUAACAGAGGGCGAUUCUACGGCGCGGGGUUCGCCGUGGGUGGGUGCAAUCGGCGCGUGCUUCGAGCCCCACCUGUCGCUGUACAUCACCAGCCUCGAUACUAACCUCCGAGGACUCAUGGACACCUUCCUACAGGACGCAAAAUCCGAGGUCGGCGCGGGGGAAGGCGGCAGCGGCGCGGGCGCAGUCAUAGCGAGCUGCGCCGAUCUGUUCCUGUUCUACAAGAAAUGCUUGGCGCAGUGUGCGCGCCUAACUACGGGAGAGCCGAUGCUGGAGCUGGCGGGUGUGUUCGGCAAGUACUUACGUGAGUACGCGAGUGGCGUGCUGCAGGCGGUGCUGCCCCGCGCCGCGCCCGCCGCCGCGCCCUACCUCGCGCCGUUCCUCAAGGAUGACUCGCCCAGGUACACUAAGCAGGAGAUCGCUAAAAUCACCAGCGUCAUCACAACAUCGGAGUACUGUCUCGAGACCACCAUACAUCUAGAACAGAAACUGAAGGAGAAGGUGGCUCCAGCUCUCGCCGACAAAAUAGACCUCGCCCCCGAGCAGGAGCUGUUCCACAAGAUGAUCAACAACUGCAUCCAGCUGCUAGUCCAAGACCUGGAGCUGGCCUGCGAGCCGGCCCUCCAGGCCAUGACCAAAAUAUCCUGGCUACACUUCUCCAACGUCGGCGACCAGAGCUCCUACGUCACGCAAAUAGUGAUGCACCUCAAAAACACCGUCCCCAACUUGAGAGACAAUUUAGCUUCCUCUAGGAAAUAUUUCACUCAGUUCUGCAUUAGAUUCGCUAAUUCGUUCAUACCCAAGUUCAUACAGAACGUUUACAAGUGCAAGCCGAUCUCUACGGUGGGCUCGGAGCAGCUACUGCUAGAUACUCACAUGUUGAAGACUGCGCUGUUGGAGUUGCCAUCCAUAGGCUCAGAAGUGAAAAGGCAGGCGCCGACGACAUACACGAAAGUGGUCAUAAAGCUAAUGACCAAGGCCGAAAUGAUUUUGAAGCUGGUGAUGGCGCCUCUCGAUGGAAACCUCGAGGGUUUCGUAGCUCAGUUCGUGCAGCUCCUCCCUGAGAGCACAGUAGCUGAGUUCCACAAAGUAUUGGACAUGAAAGGCGCUAAACUCACAAAAACGCAGAUGAGCUCUCUAGAUGCCCUGUUUCGUGAGACCUCGAAGUCGGCUAGUAACGAGGUAAUAGUAGUUUUAACUUUAUUCGAACAAUGGCGAGGUGGAAAACGUACAGCACGAGCACAUAGUCCCGAAGAAGAGCUAUACGAAAAACUAAUUCGGGAAGAUGAAGCCAGAAUCAUACCCGGCUUAGGGGAAAACGGGGAGCCUGCAGAGCUGACGGGGGAAGAUAAACGAUUGGGUGAAGAGUCUGAGAAGAAACUAGCAAUAAACGUAUAUUUAAGUGAUCGAAUUUCCUAUAAUAGGACAUUGAAAGAUCACCGUAAUCCUGCCUGUGAGCGAGUGGUGUAUGAUGCCGAAUUACCAUCAGCAUCAGUUAUUCUUAUAUUUCACAAUGAGCCAUAUUCAGUGGUUGUACGUACCAUUUGGAGCGUGAUAAACAGUGCUAGAAGAGACAGAGAGUGGUUUACUAGAGCCAACUAUCUGGACCGAGAGACUGGGAAACUCAUGAAACUAGGUUAUGCUGGACAGGAUCCAUCCUCACCUUUUGUAUAUUUAAAGGAAAUUAUAUUAGUUGAUGACAAUUCCACAUUACCAGAAUUAAAAGGCAAACUUGACUACUAUGUAAGAAGUCGUCUGCCGCCGGACCUAAUCCGCAUUAUUAGACUUCCAAGCCGGGUAGGUGUGACUCAAUCCAGGCUGGCCGGUAGUCGCUCAGCCACAGGAGAAGUUCUCAUAUUCCUAGACUCCCAUUCGGAAUGUGAUACUGACUGGCUCAGGCCUCUGCUACAGCGCAUAAAAGAUAAUAGGACGGCCGUUGUUACACCGAUCAUAGAUCAGUUGGAACAAGACACAUUUGAGUAUGAAACAGGAGAUAUUACGGAGGCUAACGAAAUUGUAACGAACAGUAUUGGGCUGACGCGAGCGCGACUCGAGGGAUCGAAAGUCGCUACGGCCGAUGUGACCGUUUUCCUCGACGCCCACUGCGAGGUGCAGCGCGACUGGCUGCGGCCGCUGCUACAGCGGAUCAAGGACAGCUCCCACGCCGUAGUAGUGCCCAUCAUCGACGUCAUAGAGGCAACCAGCUUCUACUACAGCGUUCAAGACCCUAUCACCUUCCAGGUGUCUCAAAAUCAAGGUCUGAUGCGCGCUCGUAUCCGCGGUGCGCGGUCCGCCCGGGGUGACGUGUUGGUAUUCCUGGACGCGCACUGCGAAGCCAGCGCGGACUGGCUGCGGCCGCUGCUGCAGCGCAUCCGGCACAAGCGCGACGUCGCCGUCACGCCGCUCAUUGACGUCAUAGACCAGACCACCUUCGAACUGCAGGCCGCACCCAACUUUCAGGUGGGUGGCUUUACGUUUAUGGGCCAUUUUACGUGGAUCGACGUGCCAGAGAGAGAAAAGAAACGUCGCGGCUCAGACAUAGCGCCCACUUGGUCGCCAACGAUGGCGGGCGGUCUGUUCGCGAUCAGUCGGCAGUAUUUCUGGGAGGUGGGCUCCUACGACGAGCAGAUGGGCGGCUGGGGCGGCGAGAACCUCGAGAUGUCCUUCCGGAUAUGGCAGUGUGGUGGUACUUUAGAGACAAUACCGUGCUCACGUGUCGGCCACGUGUUCCGCAGUUUCCAUCCGUACGGGCUACCAGCUAAUACGGAUACGCACGGAAUCAACACGGCUCGCAUGGCGGAGGUGUGGAUGGACGAUUACGCUGAACUGUUUUACCUGCACCGACCCGACCUUAGGAAAAGUCCAAAGAUCGGUGACGUCACUCACCGCCGCGUGCUCCGCGAAAAGCUCAAGUGUAAAAGCUUCCAGUGGUACCUCGACAAUGUGUACCGAGAGAAGUUCGUACCCGUAAGGGACGUAUUUGGAUUUGGAAGGUUCAAGAACCCGUCGACGAGCAUGUGCAUCGACACACUACAGCAUGACGGCGACUCCGCCCCCCUGGGCGUGUACCCGUGCCACACCCGCCUCGAGCCCACGCAGCACUUUGCUCUGUCGUUACGAGGCGAGCUGCGAGACGAGGAGCGCUGCGCUGAGCCGCGACGUUCGCCGAGUGGCGCAGACAGCGCCCAGCAGGUGGUGAUGGUCAACUGUCAUGGCCGCCAGCGAGGGCAGAAGUGGCGGUACUUGGACUCCUCACAGCUGCAGCACGUAGACAGCGGGAUGUGUCUCACAAGCGGCGGGCGAGCGGGCGAUCUGCUGAGCAUCGCGCCCUGCCUCGCCACGCCCCUCCAGCUGUGGCACAUUGACUACUCCGAGCAGAAUGACUUUAGGCUGGAUGAGUCGUUAAAACCAAGUGAGCAAGAAAUACGUCUGAAAAAACUUCGCGGGCAGAGGCGUAUCGCCCGCUCGCUCAAAUCUGUCACUGAGCAAAAUAUAAUAGCCACUCCAAAGAAACGAAAAGUGAAGAACAAGUUUAUAUUGAAGAUGAUACGGCAAGUGAACGGCUCUGAAGACCAUCUGGAGGCCGAUAUAUACUGCCAGCACAAGCGGCUGUACCCCAACAACACCUUAGUGAGAGAUCUCGUGAAGAUGCUCAACGCUAAGAACAUAAAGGUGAUAAACAACGGGCGUGUGUUCGAGCACAGUGCGGUACGUCCGCUGACGGCACGGGAGCGGCAGCAGGAGGAACGAGACAAGGCGCUGCGAGCGAGACUACCGGCGACCGAGAGAGACAGAGCGACCACUGAGAAAGUGCAGCUGAUAAAGUCAUGGAAGGAAGUACCGCAUACGACUGAACCACCCAGAACUAAAGAACUAAAAACUAUACCAGAUGAUUCAACGUCGAAAGAGGAGACGUCUCAUGAGGACAUUUCAAAUGUGGUCCUGACGGCGUCCACAGAAACAGCAAUAAAGACGGCCGAAAAAGAGAGUGGCGAAAACUGGCCAUUCGAAGUAACCUACUUGCGUGACGGAAAACCGCGACAGCUACACUCGAACGAAGCACAUCGACUGUUCCAAAAGGUGGAGCACACAGACGAUAGUCCGAGUGAGGCCCCCGGAAAGUUGAUCGUGCGCAGUAAUCUCACCUUAGACCUUGACGACUUGUUAGGUCUUGGAAAGAAAAGUAAAGUCGAGGAUGACAUAGAGAAUUUGAUUGAGGACAUAUCCGUUCCCAAUGUUACGGAGCCGCACAGCGAGGAGAAUACCACGGCGAUCGCCAAACAAGCCGCUAACGAGUCUGAACAGUCCGGCUCGUGCUCCGGAAGUAAAGAAAACGAUUAGUAUAGCAUCAAUUGAGCAGAAUUUAACGGUUUCUACUAAAGGUUUCCGACUGUAGCGCCACAAUAAACAAAGUACAGUGCUCCCAAAGUGAUAUCGCGCAUAGAA
Molecule: messenger RNA, 5681 nt
Organism: Aricia agestis (brown argus)
Lineage: Eukaryota; Metazoa; Arthropoda; Insecta; Lepidoptera; Lycaenidae
Gene: Vps53
Exons: 34
Coding region: 78-5576 (1832 amino acids)
Biological process (GO): retrograde transport, endosome to Golgi
Cellular component (GO): GARP complex
Source: RefSeq, a predicted model, not a curated record